GGUAAAUAGGACUAGAGCCAUGCAGAGUGUUGGAGCUCUGUUGACCUGAUAUCAAUUCAAAGUUAGUUAUUUACAGCAGUAAAAUUAUUUACAGCAGUGCAACAUAAAGCAAAGCAUAGAUCAUCAGGGAGGACGUCUCGCAUUCAAGUAUAUGGCAAAGUGUCGAUGUUCCUGGGUUGUCCUUAUGGUUCCCCACCCCACGUAAAUUUGAGAGAAAAAUUAUUGGAGUGACACAAGCACCCUCAUCUUUUUAUUGAGACAGUUGUUCCUUUAAGUCUUUUUAUGUGUAUCGUAAUAAUUAAUUUAAAACCAAUACACCAAAUCUCAAUUGCUAAUUACCAAUCAAAAAAAUCUGGUAUUUCAGUCAAAUUGUAUGUGCAAUGAUCUGACAAAUCUACUAGUUGGUUGCAUUACAUGAUCUCAUUUGAGCUGUAGAGAUCAACAUGCCUGCUUAAGAUGACAAGAGCUGACGCAGUUACAAACAAGCCCAUACUUCUGAGGACGUUCGAUAUGCCACUGUUACCUGGCUUAAAACACAUUACAAGUUAAUAUACAAUAUUUUGGAUCAUACUACUGCGUCUUAUGAACAGUCUGUUGGAUACAAACGCUUGAGCUCCAGACUGUUUUAGUGCAGCAGGUCAUCAGAUGAAGGGUCAGGUCACGCACGCACGCACGCACGCACGCACGCACGCACACACACACACACACACACACACUAUGGACCUGUGCUGCUGUAUCUGUCAUUCAGAAAACCCCUCACACGCACUGCGUCACUAACCACACACCCCAAUCUUUACCACAUAUUAAAAGGCCUUUCCACUGCCUGCGAAGCUGAGCACACCCCCGCCUGUCACCAUCUUAACUCUCACGACUCGUGUAAACAAGUCACUUUUCACAACAGUUAGUAACGACAAGAAAUACUUGAUUCCUUAAACUUUAAACACGGCGAGAGGAUCAAUGAUUUCAUUCUCUUUUAAAUGUUCUGUUUCUCCAAAAUGAAAACCAGUGGCACUUUGUAUUUGUCUUUUACAAUAACUGGGAUGUCUUCAAACUGUCAGUUAUGUGUCUAUUUUACUGUUGCUGCUUCAUAAAGGUCACAUUUGCACAUAUUCUGAUUUAAAAAAGGGUUAAAGCCCUGCAAGUUUAGGUAUAAAUGUGUUAACAUGAUGGAUAUAUUAAUAAAUGUUUGAUGCAUGAAGACAAAAUAAGCUAUUGUUCCAGUUCAGUCUUACAGCUCUGUCACCUAUAUACCACUUAACGGACAGAAGACAUUUUAUUAAACCCACACCUGAUAAGUCGUAUUCAUAUCGGCAGUGAAAUCAUCCUUAAUCAUCUUAAAUGUAUUUCAGUUAGAUCAGAUUAAAAGUAACGAUGGAACCACCGGCCAUGUAGUGACAGGAAACAACGUGGCUUGGCUCAGCAAUGCAUUUCUGAUCUGUGAAUAAGAGGACGAAUCCAACGCCGGUCCUGCACAGAGCUGGAGUCGUCUGUGUCUCUCCGUCUGUUUGUGCAUGUCUUUGUGUGUGUGUGUGUGUGUGUGUGUGUGUGUGUGUGUGUGUGUGUGUGUGUGUGUGCGUACUAGACGAGCCAUGGCAACCAGAGCAUGUAGGAGUUCAACUCGAAUAACAUCCGAGACGCACGGAGGCCUGAAUAAAUGGCGUCGAGACCAGAACCAGGCCCGUGAAAAAAAAAUUCAAUAAAUGUCAUAGAUCCGUCAACUUCUAUCAAGCGUGUCAGUAAAUAACACUUUUCUAAAUGGAAGAUUAACUUUAUGGAAGGGAGCGGGGGUCACUUCACUGGGAUGAUGAGCGACUCUCGGCCAUGCACAAGCAGGAAGUGCCGGUCUGCGUUGCGGCGCCAGCACAACUGCAGAUACAGUAUAGGCAUCGUGGAGUUCACCUUAUGACUUUGCCAGUGGUGCUGUGCAGAGGAUCCGGCGGUGACGAGGGACCCCUGAACCUGCGGCGACGAAGUUGGGUGAAGCUGGAUGUUGCAUUUCUCUUUAUCCCUAUACUGUAUAUCCUUGUUCAGCUUGACUGCACUCUGUCCUCAGGUCAGCUGCAGCACUAAACCCCCCUGUCCUCAAAAUUACUCAUUAUGAAACUGUGUGGAAAGGUUUUUGUUUUUUUAAAGCACAUACAACCAGUGUAUUUUACGUCUCCCUCUCUCCCUUUUUCUCUCUCUCACAGAAACACACAAACCUUCAUGCCACUUCCGCCAUAAAAGCCCUGGCAGUGAUCCACAUGCCCAUUAGCACGCGCUUAAUAACCGUUAACAAUGUAUUACCCAGACUCCCCUGCUCCCCACCCUUCCCCGCCGUCCCCUUCAAAGCGCACACAGGCCGGUGAACAUAGGACACCAUCAGUCUGCACCAUAUUUAUUUUGGUUACGCACAUGAAAGAUUGGCACAUAACACAUUUUGAGGUGAUUCUCGUGUGAAACACGAACACGCUGUAAGAAACGCUCAUCUCCAGGACGGGGGGCCAAUGAGUGGCCACCGUGCAGGACACACUAACGCGAAGCAUGUCGGGCCGGUGUGUGAAAAUGCGCGCAAUGCCACAGAGAGAUGCCCUCCGUGCUCUGUCCAGCGCCCGAAGACAUGAUUCAUUCUCUAGCACCAAUUUUACCACAUAAGGCGGCACGAGCGGGCCCCACAGCGGGCGGGACCAGGGGAAGAGUUCCGGGGGGCUGUGACCACUUGCUAUUGGUCGCUGCGCGCCGUGAUGGACAGGGCCCCUCUGCUCCGGGCGCUCCUCUAAGUUCCUAGUAGUUGGCACUCUGCAAAAAGUCCGCACGGCGCUCACGGAUAGGGAGACACUGCUACAUCUGCUCCCGGAUCCCUCCGCUGCCUCUGCUGUCCCGGCCAGAGGACAGAGAACCCGACACGCCCCGAGGCACCAGGCUGUCACCGUGGAUCCUCUCGUUUUGAGACUGCGCGUGUUUUGAACUUUUACUCGCUCCCUGCCAAGAAAAGAGUCUUGACGCCGUCUCCUGCCUCCACGAGAGACCGCGAGAGACAUGGCAGAGAAGCGGCGGUCCCCGUGCGCGCUGAGCGUCAAGGCUCACGCCUUCUCGGUGGAGGCGCUGAUCGGGGCGGAGAAGAGACGCCGGACGGACGCGGACGACGACGUCGUGUCCCCCGGCUACGAGGACGGAACCGAUGCCUCCGAACCGACCGGGAGCCCGGUGCCGCUGGCUGACCGAGCGGGCACCCGCGACCAGGGCAGCGAGGCCGAGUGCGCCAGUGACGGAUCCCCGGAGAGCGAGGACGCGCUGCUGGAGAGCCCGCAGCCCGCAGCAGCUGUGUGCGCGGCGCCGGUGACCGGCACCGGAGACGAGGCGCGCGUGGACCUGCAGGGGUCGGACCUGUGGAAACGGUUCCACGAGAUUGGCACGGAGAUGAUCAUCACCAAGGCCGGACGGCGGAUGUUCCCCGCAAUGCGUGUGAAGAUCACGGGCCUGGACCCGCACCAGCAGUACUACAUCGCCAUGGACAUAAUCCCCGUUGACAACAAGCGAUACAGGUACGUGUACCACAGCUCCAAGUGGAUGGUAGCGGGGAAUGCGGACUCCCCAGUGCCGCCCAGGGUGUACAUCCACCCGGACUCCCCGGCCUCCGGAGAGACGUGGAUGCGUCAGGUGGUCAGCUUCGACAAACUGAAACUGACCAACAACGAGCUCGAUGACCAGGGACACAUCAUCCUGCACUCCAUGCACAAGUACCAGCCGCGGGUGCACGUGAUCCGCAAAGAGUGUGGAGAGGAGUUGUCCCCAGUGAGGGCCGUCCCUGCUGGGGAAGGCACUCGCACCUUCUCCUUCCCCGAGACCGUGUUCACCACCGUCACGGCAUAUCAGAAUCAACAGAUUACAAGGCUGAAAAUUGACAGAAACCCCUUUGCCAAAGGCUUCAGGGACUCUGGCAGAAACCGGAUGGGUCUGGAGGCUUUGGUUGAGUCUUACGCAUUCUGGCGUCCGUCUCUGCGAACACUCACAUUUGAAGACAUCCCUGGCAUGGCCAAGCAAGGAGUCCCAGGAGCUCAUGGAGGGGUCGGAUCGUCACCACACUUGCUCUCCACGUCCCCAUGCUCCUCACCUUUCCAGGUUUGCCCUCUCAGCCCACCUGAAUACACAUGCAGUCGACCUACACACCCCCUCCAUCGAUUCAGCAACCAUCCAGAGCCAUUCCCCCCUUCCAGAGGUCCAUCGGCGUAUGAAGGGGAAGGAUUCUGUUCCCUGCCUCUCCAGGCUUCUCAACUUGGCUAUCUAUCCAACCCCACCCCGCAGGGUUACGCCGGUCUUCGCCUCCACACACCACCCUACAGCCUGUACGGUUACACAUUCCCUCCCUCACCACGCCUCGCCGCCUGCCCUGAUAAAAUGGCGGCCGUUGCCACUGCCAAUCAUCAGAGUCCCUUCCUCGGCUCGUCUCCGAGUGGGACUCUAACGGACAGUCUGGGGGUGCUCGGUGGAGGACAGCAAGGCUUUUUGUUUGACUCUCGGACUUUAGGACUGGCAGGUACCCAACCGGGAGGUGGCGCCUCACAGGUCACUGCCCACAUGGGCUGAAUUUGAUUCUGGGCGUCUAGGGUUGUCAAAACAAAAUGACACCCUGGAAUGGGUGUAAGUAGCUUUUGGUUCAGACAGUUCCACAGAUGAAUCAUCCAUGUGCUGAACAGGCAUCGAGCCGAACUGUGGACAAAGUGGAGAGUGACAGAUCAAGCCAUUGCUUCUGUGAGCACAUGAGCUUGUUGAAGCUCCUUUAACUGGAGGGAAUAUUUCUUAUCUUUCAAGCAUGUUUUUUUUUAUGACAUGCAUGUGCAGCUGCAGUGUUCACUAGAGGAAGAAAUGUCCUGCGGCUUCGAUUAAGGAGUCCAAGCAAUGCAACCCAGCAACUGAACUGGAACUGAAUAUGGAUUGGGCAGACAAAGGGCUGGCCCAGGCACUCGCAGCAAGCACUUCAACCCCUGGCAGGAGGCCCUGAAGCAGUAACUACAGUAUUUUACUCACACAGCAUUCUGCGUGGCCUCUAUGAUCUUGCCAACUUCGAAUGGAGUUACUGAACACUACUUUUAAACUUUCUUUUGAAAGGGAUCCAUUGACUCAAUUAUUUUAUUCAAUGAGAUUCUCUCAUUAAAUGCCUACCCCUGUCCUUGAUCAAGUCUUUGGAUUAAAAAAUAUGCAGCUAAAACCCACUUAGUAAGAUGCAAUACAGUCAGGGCCUUUUCACCACUCCGACUGAAACCUACAAAAACACUUUUACACACAACACCAGGGACGCAUCACAUAUUAAUAUGAUAACAUUAUUGCCAUAAGAAUCCAAGGAAGAUCCCUGUGACAGUUAUGGACUGACGAGGUCAAAGCAGUGUGAGAGAGCAAUGGAUGACGGACUGAUCUGUAAAUUCUGUGUCAGGUUUGACAGAUGAUGCAGCUGUUUGGAUGUCAGGCUGAAGAGCGUCCUUAUGUGACAUAGAUGUAAUGCCACAUGAUGGCUCUGUAGAUAG
Scophthalmus maximus (turbot) is the source of this 5501-nucleotide messenger RNA. RefSeq names its product T-box transcription factor 18 (gene tbx18). Gene Ontology annotation, biological process: positive regulation of DNA-templated transcription; cell fate specification; morphogenesis of embryonic epithelium. Gene Ontology annotation, cellular component: nucleus. The transcript has 9 exons. Gene Ontology annotation, molecular function: DNA-binding transcription factor activity, RNA polymerase II-specific; RNA polymerase II cis-regulatory region sequence-specific DNA binding. The record is from RefSeq and is a predicted model, not a curated record. The coding region runs from base 3019 to 4566 and encodes 515 amino acids. Lineage: Eukaryota; Metazoa; Chordata; Actinopteri; Pleuronectiformes; Scophthalmidae.